AUGGACACGGACGGGACUGGCUGGCGUUUCGCGCAGUGCUUCGGUGACAAGGGCGAGGUAGAGGAUAUCACAGAAGCCGACAUCAUCUCCACCGUCGAGUUCGACAGCACAGGCAACUACCUCGCAACCGGCGACAAGGGCGGACGCGUCGUUUUGUUCGAGCGCAACGAGCAGAAAAAGGGAUGCGAGUACAAGUUCUACACCGAGUUCCAGUCGCACGAGCCAGAGUUCGACUAUCUCAAGUCGCUCGAGAUCGAGGAGAAGAUCAACAAGAUCCGCUGGUGCAAGCGUCAGAACGCGGCCCACUUCCUGCUCUCAACAAACGACAAGACGAUCAAGCUCUGGAAAGUGUUCGAGAAGUCUCUUCGCGUCGUCGCAGAGUCCAACCACAACGAUGGCUCGCGCCCAGUACCACCACCCGCGCUCCGCCAACACCUGCGUCUGCCGCGGAUGGCGCACCAGGACAACAUCAUCGCCGCCGUACCUCGCAAGGUCUACUCGAACGCCCACGCCUACCACAUCCACUCCAUCGCCGUCAACAGCGAUCAAGAAACCUACAUCUCUGCCGACGACCUCAGAAUCAACCUCUGGAACUUGGGGAUCAGCGACCAGAGCUUCAACAUUGUGGACAUCAAGCCGGCGAAUAUGGAGGAGCUCACGGAGGUCAUCACCGCGGCCGAGUUCCACCCCACGCAGUGCAACGUCUUCAUGUACUCGUCAUCCAAGAGCAACAUCAAGCUCGCCGACAUGCGCGACUCUGCCCUCUGCGACCGGCACGCGAAGUUGUUUGAAGAGGAAGAAGACCCCACGAACCGGUCCUUCUUCUCCGAGAUCAUCUCCUCCAUCUCCGACGUCAAAUUCUCACACGACGGGCGCUACAUCCUCUCGCGCGACUACCUCUCCCUCAAGAUCUGGGACGUCAACAUGGACUCGCGGCCCGUCAAGACCAUCCAGAUCCACGACCACCUCCGCGGCAAGCUGUGCGACCUGUACGAGAACGACUGCAUCUUCGAUAAGUUCGAGUGCACGUGGUCCGGGGACGACAGGAGCGUGUUGACCGGGUCGUACCAUAAUUAUCUGCGGAUCUUUGAUGCGGCGGGGAGCGGGGACGGGAGCGCGCCGGGCGAUGUGGUGUUGCAGGCGGAUAAGAGCGCGUUUAAGGCGAAGAAGGCUGGUGGGCCGUUGCCGGGGAAUAACAACAACAAGCGCGGCGGUUUGAAGGAUGCGAUGCAGCUCGAUACGUUGGACUUCAAUAAGAAGAUUUUGCAUGCGAGCUGGCACCCGCGCGAGAACACGAUUGCUAUCGCGGCGACGAACAACCUGUUCUUGUACUCGGCCGCAUAG
Messenger RNA from Peniophora sp. CBMAI 1063, 1344 nucleotides. NCBI's taxonomy places the organism in Eukaryota, Fungi, Basidiomycota, Agaricomycetes, Russulales, Peniophoraceae. The record is from the annotation of a GenBank genome assembly.